CGCCUACCACCCCAUCGUGUGUAACAAAUGGAACAAAGUGUUUCUCGUGAAGUUUGUCUAGAGCAUCAUCCAACUGCUAGAAACAAAGCAGUAGCUGCGAGAUCGCUGAAUGCAGGUUCUGUGAUCAUCACUGUCCCAGCGCUGUCUUCUGUUCUGUACCAGUCCGCGAAGGGACAAAGAUGUGACGCUUGUCAUAGGUUGUCGUCAUCGACAGACCGCCUACGGAAGUGUACCGGAUGCGCCGGCUACUGGUACUGCGGGACGGAAUGCCAGACGAAACAAUGGAAGGCGCACCAUAGAAUAAUAUGUAAAGAACUCAACCGCUACCUCACAUCCCCUGAAUACCAAAGCAUGUCGGAACAUGACCGAGUGGACGCGUUGCUCGUUUCGCAGCUGUUUGCACAAUUCUUUCCUAAUGGCCAGGAAGAACGCGUUCAGGACGAUCAAUUCUCCACUUUCAUGGAUCUUAUGAAAAGCCCUGCACGCCGUCAGUGCCCACCUCUCUGCAUUAAAAGAGGAACAUUGUCAGCCUCGCAAGCCAAGGCACAAGAUUUGUAUGAUCGCUUCGGGAACAACAAUUUCAUCCUCCAUUCACACUUGAAUUCGUAUGCCCAUGGCAUCUUCCCUCAAGCAAGCAGACUCUUCAAUCACUCUUGUAUGCCUAACGCUGUCGCUAAGUACAUAAUCACUCCCUCCGAGCCUGUCAGAAUGGACGUCAUAGCUCUGCGAAAUAUCGUAGAAGGGGAAGAGAUUACUCUGCCGUACCUCGAUCCUGCCCUCCCUUCCAAUGUUCGCCAAGAGGCACUCCGAUCGAAUUACGGAUUCGCUUGCAAGUGCGACCUCUGCUCCGUUACGAAUGUUGCAUCACCGAUUGUUCCUCCCCCAAGGGGAUCCGAAGAGCUUGAGAAUAUGGAGAUAGCACUCCACAUUUUCAUCUUCGGCACACCAGGAGGCACCAUCCAUAUUCCGCGAGGCACUAAUUACUAUCGUACAAUGCCGGACACGCUGACUCCGCUAUUGCAUGAAUCGUACUUGCCCGCCAUUUCAGAGAUCUUCAGUCGAGCUUCACACGAAGGACAGUAUGAAGAGGCCCUUCAUGUUGGUCCUCCGCUGCUAGCGCUAUACUUUCUGAAAUACCCACUCAAUUAUCCUCAAAUCGGAAUGCAUGCCCUCGAGCUUGCUAAGACUGCAUGGAAUGCAAUCGUGAUGAAUGUGCCGACGUCGUCACGAGAUGAUGUCCAAGCUUAUCUCGCCAUAGCCUCGCAAGUCCUGAACAAUCUUGGUCCAGAGGGAGACGGAGAUGGACCAUUAGAGGAGCUCCGUCUCCUCAAACAAGCUUUGGGGGAGAACGUUUAAGCACCUUAACACAGGCCUGCGAUCCGUCAUGAAGGAAGGUCCAUGCGGAAAGGCGACGCCGGCGAUGACAUCGCGUCGCGGUUGCGGCCAAAGCACCUUGCCUGUCAGCCUGCCCAUGCAGAAUAUCCCAUUUG
Messenger RNA from Laetiporus sulphureus 93-53, 1490 nucleotides. Its product is annotated as SET domain-containing protein. The record is from RefSeq and is a predicted model, not a curated record. Gene Ontology annotation, molecular function: protein binding. Bases 28 to 1356 code for a protein of 442 amino acids. Lineage: Eukaryota; Fungi; Basidiomycota; Agaricomycetes; Polyporales; Laetiporaceae. Gene Ontology annotation, cellular component: nucleus. The transcript is spliced from 4 exons.